AUGAAGUUUUUCGGGGCUUACUCCGGUAAUCGUGGUUCGGGUUGUUCUCUGGGCAAGUGGGGUGCGGUGGCUCGUGUGACGAUGCCUUUUUGCGUGAAUGGUGAGUGGGUGGACAUGAUAAAGGCCUUUGAGUGGCUUACCCCCGAAGAUUGCCCGCAAGGCGAGGCAAGCAACUUGCUGGUUACCAAGCUUCUGAAGGACGCUUUCAAGGCCAUGGAAAACUUGCCCGACCUGGAAAUCGGCUCGCAAAUAUUCCCAGCAACGCAGCGUGAGUUGACGGCUGAAGAGGUGCAGGUGCUGCGAGCAACGUAUCAAACAAACAAUGGUCUUCGCGGCUACUUACUUCGAAGUGUGGCGGAGUGCUUGUACACGGUCAAGGACGUUGCAACGAAGACGCGACCCCCGCAAGACCCCGAUUCCAUCAGAAAACGGUGCGAUGAAAGAUUUACGGAACUUUGCAUGCUGGAACGACCCGGACGUAUGCGGUUGAAACCGAGCGAAAGGUUCCAGCUUAUGCAUCAGGCCAUGUGUGAGGAGAACGAGGCGUCUCUUGGGCCGGCGGAUGAUUGGGUAGAGGAGUUCGACGCUUACCUCCACACACUACCCCCUGCUUGGAUUAAGUUUCGCACACGCCGAACCGAACUGGGCAUAGACCUUGAAGUGGGCAAGAUCGAAGAUAUUCAGUUCUUACCGUCCACGCUAGCCCUACUGCCAGCCGCGAAUUCUCAACACCUUCGUUCGUUCGGGGUCGUAUGCUGGAACCCCUGCUCCCCAAGAGAGUACGAUGCAGUGUGGCAAUCGGUCGCUAAGGAUAGCCUUUCAGAAAAGCUACCAAAAAAAAUCGUACCCCUCAUCUCCUUCGAUCCUCCUGGGCCAGGCUUCAGAACCUUGCCGGAGUUGAGCGACGAAGGGUAUUUCAAGAUCGCUGAUGUGGUGGUACAGGCUGACCACUAG
Messenger RNA from Gregarina niphandrodes, 954 nucleotides. RefSeq lists its product as hypothetical. The transcript has a single exon. NCBI's taxonomy places the organism in Eukaryota, Apicomplexa, Conoidasida, Eugregarinorida, Gregarinidae. The record is from RefSeq and is a predicted model, not a curated record. Bases 1 to 954 code for a protein of 317 amino acids.